This is a messenger RNA of Paramuricea clavata, 2090 nucleotides long. The record is from the annotation of a GenBank genome assembly. Lineage: Eukaryota; Metazoa; Cnidaria; Anthozoa; Malacalcyonacea; Plexauridae.
AUGGCGACAAACUUUGACAUGAACAACAUGACCGUUGAACAGCUUAUGGCACUUAGUGAGAUAGUUAAUGAUAGCGACUACGAGGAAAGUUUCGAGGAUGAAGUGGAGAAAAUAUUUGAGGACAAAUUCUACCGAGUUGCACCCAAGGAUAAGGGCAAAGACCCCUUUGAAGGACAAAGUCAAUUCAUAGAUGAAGGAAACCGCUCUACUGACCCCAGACGAGCAAGAAGACGACCAUUGAAUGAGAAGGGUGAGAGGGGAAUUAUGCCGACGUGGAAAUAUUCCGAGAGACAGAAGGCAAAGGCUUUACUAGUUGAGGAGGCAUAUCAGAGUCUACUUAGUCAGGGAGUUGAGGGUUUACCACCAACAAUGGGAGGUAGAUGGAGAACAGAUGAUCCUCAGGUAAAUGCGGAAAUGAAGAGGUUAGAGAACAUUAGGAAUCCAAAGCGUCCCAGAGGAAGACCACCAAAGGCCAAAUCUAAGGCUAAGGUUGCGAUCCCGAAGAAGCGUGGAAGACCAACAAGAGCUAAGGCUGACACUGAAGUAAUUCCAAAGAAGCGUGGAAGACCAGUAAAGGUUAAGUCUGAGGCUGAGUUGCGAUCCCAAAGAAACGUGGAAGACCACCAAAGGUUAAAAGGCAAACAGUCGCGGAAAGGUUUAUGAGUCAGAAUAAAAUAAAACUCUCGAUUCCUGCAGAUAGUGUGAUAACUCAGGUGGGACCUAAUAAGUACACGGUGACGGUGGACCUAAGCAGAAGACCAACAAGGAAAGCUCCUGAGGUACCGAAAGGCGCAACUCCAUGGAGGCCCGUUCCUAAGCCAAGGACAGUGUUCCCUAAAGAAAGACCUGUUCCUAAGCCAAGGACUAAAAAGCCAGUGCCUCCUCCAAAGUUAAGAAAGCCUGUGAAGGUAACGAAAGAAGUUAAGGAACAGCCCGCAGUGGUCACACCAGAGAAACAUGAGAUUGAUCCAUUUGGAACAUAUCUUGAGAAGCCUUCUUAUAGAAAGAUAGAAACUGCCGCAAAUGGUGCAGCGGUGACUUACUCAAUAACUCCAAACUUUAUGGAUCCCUUGGACCAGAUGACAGCAAGUAGGCAGGUUGUGAGGGGAAUUUUAGUUAACGAGUUGAAGAGAAUGGGAGGUCUAAAAUAUACGGAGACAAUUAAGGUGAGAAUGUCUAAGGAAAUCGGAAAUGAUAAAACAAAGAAGGAUUCAGUGUACUUUAAGUCAAAAACUGGAACUGCAACUAACUUUGAGGAUAUUGAAAGCACUGCAGCUCAGAACCAACUGACUAUCUUAUCCAGAAUUGAAACUUUCCAGAACUUAGGUUCAAAUUGGAUUAUUCUGAACAUUGAGAGCCAUUAUGUUAAUAUUGCAAUGUACAAACCUCUCAAGGGUAGUUCAUAUAUGAAGUUACCCGCAGACAUUAGCAAUCCAAAAUGCGGCUUAAUUAAUAUGCAAAACAUGGAUGAGAAAUGCUUUAUGUGGAGUCAUGUGAGACAUUUGAGGCCAAAGGCUAGGAGGGCAACUGCUAUUACAAAGCAAGAUAGGGAGUUCGCGAAGAACCUAGAUUAUAAAGGUAUAGACUUCCCUGUCAAGAUAAGUGAUAUUGACAAAAUUGAAAGAAGAAAUUCAAUAAGUAUAUCUAUAUUCGGUUAUAAGGGCAAAAAGCAGUUCUACCCAAUCAGGAACUCAAAGACUAAAUAUGAUGAACAUAUGGAGUUGCUGCUGUUAGGUGACAACAACGGUGGUAAUCAUUAUGUCCUAAUAAAGGAUGUAAAUAGAAUGCUCUUCAGUGUUAGCGGUAACUCGAACAAGAAGCACUUCUGCUUGUAUUGUCUUCAUAGUUGCACUAGUGAGGAAACAUUAAAGAAACAUAGUGAGACAUGUGUUAGUGUAAAUGGAACUCAGGCCACGAAGCUUCCCAACACCGGUUCAAAAAUAAAGUUCGGUCAUUAUAGAAAUUCAAUGCCUGCUCCAUUUGUAAUCUAUGCUGACUUUGAAUCUAUGCUUGUUCCUGAAGAAAGAAAAGUGGAAUCUGAGGGCACUGAGGAGAAAAGCACAACAGAGCUUUACCAGACACAUAAUUAA